AUGCCACGCUCGUCACGUGUGAUUGGCUCAAAGCUCAAGACCAGCAACAGGCGACUUCGAAGCUCUGGCAGUACCGCGACUAAACCACCCAUCAACAACCAAGCCGAAGUCCGACCCCAGACCCGUGCUGCCUCGACCGACGACUUUCUCGCCCGCACGAUUCCGUCGCAGCAUCUCGGCAACAGCGAUGACCCGAGAGGCCACGACCAAGGGAACCGUUCGCCUCCUGGCUCGCCGUCAAUGCCUAGUCGUCCGGGGGUGCUUCCUGUUGAAUCGGACUCGGUACGCAGCGCAGACCACGAUCCAGAACAAAUAGACAGUCAAGGCGCAGAGGAAGGAGAUUUCUGGCCCAUCGUCGGCAUUGUUAAAGAAAGGAGGAGAAACAAGAAGCUAUCCUACCUCGUUCGCUGGGCUUCGGAUCCCCAAACCGGACAGGAGUUCCCUCUACAGUGGAUUUCUGCUGAAGGUGUAACGGAAGCAGCUAUCGAAGAGUGGGAAUCUGAGAAGGCACAGGCUCAGAGUCAAAAGACACGGGCGCAAAAGACCACGACGACCAAGAAGAGCACCCCUCGAACGUCCGUAGUCGCAACCGCAGCAACAGCCACGGCGGAAACACCAAUCGCCUCGCCACAGUCCGUUGACAGCAGCCAAGACGUCCUUCCAGCCAACCGUCGCAAGAGGCCUCGCCCCCUUGACAGUCGUGCCCGCUCGUCUUCGGUUGCCGACUUUCUCCCUGGCCUCACAGCCGACGACGUGCGCGCAUCCAAGCGUCCGAGGCUUAGUGUUGAUCUGUCUUCACUUCCUUCCGAGGAAGCAUACACACCAGAAGCUUCGGACAACUUCGAAAGACCAAACACCAGUAGUAUCUUCGUGGAGCUUCCGAGCAAGGCCGCCAUCGACACCUCCCAGUACCACAGCUUUCCCGAGUCUUCCCAACAGACUGCAAACUCGCACUCCCAAUCAUUGUCCGCCCUGGAAGAACUCGACGCGCAAAUCACGCUCGAACCCGCAUUUCAUAGCCAAGAAACCAUCCCGGACUCCCAGGAUUGGCUUGACGAUACUCAGACAGGCUCUUCUUCUCAAGCCCUUUCAGUGUCUCAAACUGUUCCUCGGCCCCGCCUCGAGAUUCCCGACUCCCAGAAGGACUCCAGCUUAGAAAAAUCCCUCGUACCCAGUCAGUCUCUUGUCGAUCCAUCAACGGGUGACGCUUCGCGAACACAGGACCCCGAAAUUCCUUCGCACCAGCCCGACAUCGGAGAUACGAGAGAACAGGCCAACGAACAGCAUAGCUCUCUGAACGAACUUGUCGAAGAGUCUCACAGACCGGGAGCAUCCCCAAAGUUCUUUUCGCAGCCAGAUUUCGGAUUUGAUCUUGAGCUGAUUGCGAGCUCCGCGCUAGAUUCCCGAGAGAUUGUGCCCGAGUCUAGCUCUGGUGCACCCGUACCUUUGACCCAACCCCAGGAGCAACUAGAAUCUGCCGGUUCAUACGCGCUGGCGGUUGUCGAAGUUCCUCAGAGCCAGGACGUCCUUACCGAGCAAGCGGCACAAAUCGACCCGGCGCAGGCUAGCAUUGCGGUGAGCCAAGUCACCUGCGACAGCAGUUCGCCCGAUAACGUCGUGCCAGACUCAGUUGUGCGGAAGGCCAUCUGCUCUGACUCCCGAACAUCCAGCUCGCUACCAGCUCAUUCCUCCAAGAUGAGCGGAGUUGCGCCAGAGGAAGACGACCCGGUCGCUUUGCUUCUUGAUGCGGCUGCGGGGCAGCAAAAUGCGGAAUCUUCGGCGCCUAUAUCCGAGUUUCCGGACGUCAAUGACCUGUUCGACUUCAUCGGCUCCUCAAAUCGGACGAAAUUUCCGGCCGAAGAUCUAAAUCAGGAGAUGACGGUUUCGGGAGAGACUCAAACGACCUUGCCAGGUGCCCUGCCAGUUGCUAACGACAUAUUGUUGUCGGCGCCGGAACCUACUUCGCUUCCGCUGAUGCCUGUCAUGAAUGAGCUGCAGGAACCCGUCAACGAAUCCCAUCUUGAGAUCGCGACAUCGACUGACAUGUCUGGCGCCCUUCUUCAACCCGAAUCUGUACCUGAGGUCUUUCCGGCAACAAUUUCUCCAUCAGAGAUCAGUCGAACAGUAGAACCCGAAAGCCUGAUGCAGGCCCCCUUGGAGCCCCCGACGAUGUCUAUCGAGGCUGUGGACCCUGAAAUCACUUCUUCACCAUCUUCAGAGGUGCCAGGCUCGGAUCAAUACACGGUGACCUUGCCCCUUCCUGCGAACAUGAAAGAAGUGUACCUCAACACCAUUCUUCGAUACCGACGUGAAAUUGAAGCGUUCAACAACCAGCAGAGCAACGAGGGAACUCCGCCAGAUGUGCAACUAUCAGCCCAGAUCGACCGAUUCUUUGGUGAUCUGUUCGACAUUUGCGACCACCCAGCAUCGCUUGGCGCAGAUGAACUUCGUCAGCUUGAUACGACCGAUAUACAGAAGCAUGCCAUGGGCACGAAUAGUAAAUUCUACUUUGUUGGCCGACUUUUAGAACGCCUAGCCUACACUGAUAAGAAGGUUCUGAUCAUCGCACGAAGCCAGAAGCUUCUCGGGUACCUGCAAGCAAUCAUCGGCACCAUAAAGCCCAGCGAUCGUGAGGAAUCUGAGCUCGUCGUUCAGCUUGCCCAUGCUGAUCAGGAUGUGGACGCCCUCGCCUUCGAUAUUGUCAUUGGGUAUGACUCUGCCUACGCCGCGUCUGUAGCUUCGCAGCAGGUGGAGCAAGCUGAGCCCAGCAAGAAGCCAGUCGUGAUCAGUCUGGUCAUCACGUAUUCAAUUGAGCAUUUCGAAGUGGUUAUCCCAACAGAUUUCGGGGAUCUUGACCGCAAGAACGCACUUUUGAUCUCCAUUUUCCAGAGCCGAGCAGUAUUGGCUAAUCACGGCGAUCAAGACGUAGAGAGGGUUGUGGCGGAAUUCGCAGAGCACCUCCUCGAUCCUGAUCUUGCAUUUGAUUGGGAACCGGAGUUGAUCCCCAGCGAUCUCCUAGACUUUUACGAUAACGCGCAGAAAAGCCAGACGCAACCUCAAUCCCAGCUCGAAGCCCGUCAAAUCUCUGCCCUCAAACGCAAGCACGACGGGCCACCUGUCGGGUCACCGAAACGCUUGCGCCGCUCACAAUCAGUGGCACAGACGCCGGCGGAACUUGAUACCACAGUCCGAGAACUGAUUGACCCAGACCCAGCCAAGGAGCAGGUCAUGUUAACGCGGGCGGCAUGGGGGGCUCUCACGCAAAAGAACACUGAAUUGGAAUCCCAAUUAAGAGAUAAAGAUGAGCUCGAGGCUAUCACUCGCAAGCAGAUCACGCGGAUGUCGAAACAGAUUAAGAGCCACGAAUCAACAGCCAACGUGAUCCAGAAACAGCACAUGGCUGCUCUGAGCGAACGUGCAGGCUUUGAGAAGGAGCGAAACCAGGCCGUCGAGCAAGAACAGGCGGUUCGUGCGCGUCUCGCGGAGCGGGAUGCCACAAUCCUUGCGCUCCAAGCGAGGCUGGAACAAGCGGCGUCCAAAGACAGUGUGCUCGCUGGGCUAGACGAGAGGAGCAAGGAGCUCAGUGCUGCGCGGGAAGAAAUACGUCUUCUGGAGAAGAAAUUGAAGAGCAAGGAAAGCGACUUUGACUUCGCGAGAGGUCAGUACCAGGAUGAGCGGCAGCACGUCAAUGACACCGUGCAGGAGAACAAGGAGCUUCGAGAGCAGGUUGCGCAGCUCAAGCAGCAGUUCUCGGAGAGCCUCGUCAAGAUUCAGCAGAUCAACGCGGACAGCAGCCAGAAAGACCUCCAGCGAUUAGUAGUGGAGGCGCAGACGCUCGCCAAGGACCGCGAACGAGAGCUCGAGCGCACCCGCGAAGAGCUCAGGUCGCUGAAGAAUGGGCGACGCGAGACGCGUGGGACCAGUGUUCCCCGAAGCCCACGCAUGGGUGUCAUGACGCCGCGCAAUGGACGCGGGGGCUUAAGCACGCUGGGUGCGUCCGCAGGCGCUACGCCGGGUAGCAGAGGGACGUCGCCAUCUCACGUCGUCGAGACGCCUGCGCCGCCGCCGCCACCUCCCUUGUUUGCGGCGUCGUCUGCGGCGAAUGGGCGGUUCAAUCAUUUACGGGACCGGCUCUGA
Messenger RNA from Verticillium nonalfalfae, 4137 nucleotides. RefSeq lists its product as uncharacterized. The coding region runs from base 1 to 4137 and encodes 1378 amino acids. The transcript has 3 exons. The record is from RefSeq and is a predicted model, not a curated record. NCBI's taxonomy places the organism in Eukaryota, Fungi, Ascomycota, Sordariomycetes, Glomerellales, Plectosphaerellaceae.